Messenger RNA from Verticillium nonalfalfae, 1050 nucleotides. RefSeq names its product carnitine transporter (gene CRC1). The coding region runs from base 1 to 1050 and encodes 349 amino acids. The record is from RefSeq and is a predicted model, not a curated record. Gene Ontology annotation, biological process: mitochondrial transport; carnitine transmembrane transport. Lineage: Eukaryota; Fungi; Ascomycota; Sordariomycetes; Glomerellales; Plectosphaerellaceae. The transcript has 2 exons. Gene Ontology annotation, molecular function: O-acyl-L-carnitine transmembrane transporter activity. Gene Ontology annotation, cellular component: mitochondrial envelope.
AUGGCCCCCUCAACCGACCCCGCGGCGGCGGCCGCCAAGAUUAACGAGGCAGUCCAGACGAACCUGCCUGCCGCUGUUGCCGACAAGGUCCCUCACAUCCCCGAGACCAAGACUGAGGCGAAGGAAGAUGCGAAAAAGGCCGUCAGCGCUGGCGCCGCCCAGCUGCGCUCCCUCGCUGCUGGUGGCUUUGGUGGUAUCUGUGCCGUCAUUGUCGGCCACCCCUUCGAUCUCGUCAAGGUCCGCCUGCAGACUGCCGACAAGGGCGUCUACACAUCCGCCAUUGACGUUGUCCGCAAGAGUAUUGCUCGCGAUGGCCUCGGCCGUGGUCUGUACGCCGGUGUCUCUGCGCCCCUUGUUGGCGUGACCCCCAUGUUCGCCGUCUCCUUCUGGGCCUAUGACCUGGGCAAGGACAUUGUCCGCAGCAUCUACCCCGAACACCCUGUCUCGCAGCCCCUCACGAUCGGCCAGACGGCCGCUGCCGGCUUCUUCUCCGCCAUUCCCAUGACGGCCAUCACCGCUCCUUUUGAGCGCAUCAAGGUCAUCCUCCAAGUCCAGUCCCAGAAGCUCCAGCCCGGCCAGGCGCCGCGCUACAAGGGCCCUUACGACGUCGUCCGCCAGCUCUACGCCGAGGGUGGCCUGCGCUCCGUCUUCCGCGGCUCCACCGCUACCCUCGCCCGUGACGGCCCUGGCUCCGCCGCCUACUUCGCCGCCUACGAGUACAUCAAGCGCCGCCUCACCCCCAAGGACCCCGUCACCGGCGAGAGCACGGGGCAGAUCUCCCUGCCCGCCAUCACCGCCGCCGGUGCCGCCGCCGGUAUCGCCAUGUGGAUUCCCGUCUUCCCUGUCGACACAGUCAAGAGCAGGCUGCAGACCGCCGAGGGCCACGUCACCAUUGGCGGCGUCGUGCGCGGCGUCUACGCGAACGGCGGCCUCAAGGCCUUCUUCCCCGGAUUCGGCCCCGCGCUCGCGAGAGCCGUGCCCGCCAACGCCGCCACCUUCCUCGGUGUCGAGCUGGCGCAUCAGGCCAUGAACAAGGCGUUCGGCGGCUAA